UUCAAUAACAGAUGUCGUUGGUAUUGUAUAAAGUAUGUUAUGAAACAACGUUUUAGUUGCAAGCUCGUUCGUCGACAAAACAUAAUUUUAUUAUUGUACAAGAUGUUUCUUCAGUGUUUCAUGUUGACAUUUCUUAUAUCUGAUUGUAUUGCAAUCAAGACAAUAAUACGAACGACAACAGGAACAAUUGAAGGAUUUUCACAAUCUGUUUUAAACAAAGAAGUUAAAACAUUCUUAGGCAUACCUUUUGCUGAACCACCAAUUGGAGAAUUACGAUUUCGGGAGCCGUUACCAGUAAAUAAAUGGCAAAACAUAAAACAAACGAAAGCUUUUCAAAAAGCAUGUUCACAACCUGCAGCAUUCGGCACGGCUGUUCCUAUUGAAACCCAAAGCGAGGAUUGCUUGUAUUUGAAUGCAUGGGUGCCCCAUGGAGGAUGCCAAAAUAAACAUGCUAUGAUUUGGAUAUAUUUUGGGGGCUUUAUUGUCGGUGAUAUCCAACGAUUUGAUGGGAAGGUUCUCGCUGCAUCCGCAGAUGUGAUUGUUUUAACAGUAAGUUACAGAACUGGACCGUUGGGUUUUCUAUAUUUGAACGACAAUGCGGCACCAGGUAAUAUGGGAUUAAUGGACCAAGGGCUUGCAAUAAAAUGGAUAUAUGAUAAUAUAAACAGAUUUGGAGGAAACAGGAACAAAAUAACAUUAUUUGGACAAAGUGCUGGUGCGGCAAGCAUAAACUACCACAUGUUUUCUAGAGUCACACAAAGAUACUUUCAGAAAGCAAUCAUUAUGAGUGCUGCAGCUGAUUCUAGUUUCACUUAUCAUUCAACUGAAGUUGCUUUAGAAACCGGUAAAGCAUUUGCCACACAAGUUGGAUGUAAAGAGUCAACAGUAGAGGGCACUUUGCAGUGUUUACGGUCUCUAAAUGCAUCGACGUUAUCAGCAUUACAAUUACCGCCAAACCCCAAACCCCCGGUGUUUUUUAGAGCACAUUUACCAACUGUAGAUGCUCUUUCAUAUGUUUCUAAGCCACCAGGUGAUUUUUUGAGAGACCCAUUUAGUAUACGUCCUAUUCCACUUUUGGUCGGGGUUCUUAAGAAUGAAUUGUCGUUCUUCAUCACAUAUUUUGUUGCUGUGUUACAGAUACCUAUAAACGUAUUAGAUGGAAUCAUCACCAAACAAGAGUUUCUUGAUUUAAUUCCCCUUUCCCUAGACGCAAAUAAUAAUACCUUGAAUGCCAUUGCUGAAUAUUAUCUUGCGCCUUAUAUGCCUGGAGAACCACCGUCAUACAUUGAUGUUCUUAAUGACAUAGGUUCAGAUCUCAGCUUCCGAUGUCCAGUUUUAAAUAUGGCUGAGACAUUUACCAAUACGUAUAGAAGAAAGCCGGUGUAUAUGUAUCUUUUUGAGCACAGAUCGACAAAAAGUCCGACACCGCCUUGGUUUGGUGCUUUCCAUACGUCUGAAAUUAGUUACGUCUUCGGCGAACCGCUCAUAGACAACGUCAAGUAUACAGAAACGGACAAGGUCGUCAGUGAAAGAAUGAUAAAUUACUGGACUAAGUUUGCCAAAACUGGGAAUCCUAAUUUCAAAGGCGAUAAGUGUUGUAAUGACUGGAAAUCGUAUGACAAGCAGGACCGUAAAUAUCUAAUUAUCGAUAGCAACUGCCCACAAGAUGGCGAAGCACUAAGGGAAUCGCAGUGUGCCUUCUUAAAGGGUGUGACAACUGUCUGAUAAAGAAAAAAGAAAAGUAAUUGAAAGUUGCAAUAUGUAUGUGAUAUUUGUAGAAUGUUCAAAUAAA
Mytilus trossulus (common blue mussel) is the source of this 1792-nucleotide messenger RNA. RefSeq names its product acetylcholinesterase-like. Gene Ontology annotation, cellular component: plasma membrane. The record is from RefSeq and is a predicted model, not a curated record. Gene Ontology annotation, biological process: acetylcholine catabolic process; choline metabolic process. The transcript is spliced from 3 exons. Gene Ontology annotation, molecular function: acetylcholinesterase activity. The coding region runs from base 40 to 1725 and encodes 561 amino acids. Lineage: Eukaryota; Metazoa; Mollusca; Bivalvia; Mytilida; Mytilidae.